AUGAAGUGUUGCCAAACAGCCAAGGAGAAGAAAGCCCUCCAAGAGCUUGAGGGUUCUCUGGAGCAAGAGAAGAAGCUCCGUAUGGACCUUGAGAGAUCCAAGAGAAAGCUGGAGGGAGAUCUGAAACUGGCCCAGGAGUCCAUAAUGGACCUGGAGAAUGACAAGCAGCAAGCUGAUGAGAAAAUCAAGAAGAAGGAGUUUGAGACCACCCAGCUCCUCAGCAAGGUUGAGGAUGAGCAGUCUCUGGGAGCUCAGCUGCAGAAGAAGAUCAAGGAACUCCAGGCCCGUAUUGAGGAGCUGGAGGAGGAAAUUGAGGCCGAGCGUGCUGCCAGGGCUAAGGUUGAGAAGCAGAGGGCCGAUCUCUCCAGGGAACUUGAGGAGAUCAGCGAGAGGCUGGAGGAGGCCGGAGGCGCCACUGCUGCUCAGAUUGAGAUGAACAAGAAGCGUGAGGCUGAGUUCCAGAAGCUGCGUCGUGAUCUUGAAGAGUCCACCCUGCAGCAUGAGGCCACAGCCGCCGCUCUGCGCAAGAAGCAGGCCGACAGUGUGGCUGAGCUCGGGGAGCAGAUCGACAACCUGCAGCGCGUCAAGCAGAAGCUGGAGAAGGAGAAGAGCGAGUACAAGAUGGAGAUUGAUGACCUCUCCAGCAAUAUGGAGGCCGUCGCCAAGGCUAAGGGCAAUCUGGAGAAGAUGUGCCGUACUCUUGAGGACCAGCUGAGUGAGCUCAAGACUAAGAAUGAUGAGAAUGUUCGCCAGGUCAACGACAUCAGCGGACAGAGAGCCAGACUCCUGACAGAAAAUGGUGAGUUUGGUCGCCAGCUGGAGGAGAAGGAUGCCCUGGUGUCUCAGCUGACCAGAGGAAAACAGGCCUUCACCCAGCAGGUGGAGGAGCUGAAGAGGGCGAUUGAGGAGGAGGUCAAG
Oncorhynchus masou masou (cherry salmon) is the source of this 918-nucleotide messenger RNA. Its product is annotated as myosin heavy chain, fast skeletal muscle-like. The transcript has 6 exons. The annotation marks the transcript as partial. NCBI's taxonomy places the organism in Eukaryota, Metazoa, Chordata, Actinopteri, Salmoniformes, Salmonidae. Gene Ontology annotation, molecular function: actin filament binding; microfilament motor activity. Gene Ontology annotation, cellular component: myosin filament; myosin II complex; cytoplasm. Gene Ontology annotation, biological process: muscle contraction. The record is from RefSeq and is a predicted model, not a curated record.